AUUCACUAACCUCUAAUCAACAUCUUCUUUAAAUAAAUAUAUAUAUGUACUUGGUACUAAGCAAAUUAAUCUAAUAAGCUCAUCAUCAUCAUCAUGAAGAUCAAAUACCUUGUUUGGCUCUUCUUCAUGAUUCUUUGCAUGGCUGCUUCUUCAUGCAAAUCUGAUAAUCAGCAGGACAAACAACUCAAGUAUGAGAAUGGGGUACUGAGUCCAGACAGAGAGAACCGUGAAAUUGAACAUGGGAAAAAAUUAGGGUUAGAAGAAAGUGAAGAUGGUCAUAAAUUGAGUUCUAUUAGAAAAGCAAAGGCAGUGUAUGGUGGAGCUAAUGACCUUACAAAGAAACCAAAGAACAGCCAAAGUGCACCAAAAUCAUUGCUGUUGAGCUUUAAACAACUCAUAGUUGGAUUCAUUGUCUGUACUAUUGUGUUCUUUCCAUUUUGAGACUUUUGGGAUUUACUAGAGCUGUGAAAUCUUAAUUUCAUGAUGAAAGUUUUUCUUCCCAUGUUCUAAGCUUAUUAAUUGCUUAGUUUUCAUGCAAAACCAUGCAUGUUCCUAUAUAUGUAUAAUUAAAUAUGUAUACUAUUUAUAUCUCCUUGUAAGUAA
Molecule: messenger RNA, 603 nt
Organism: Humulus lupulus (European hop)
Lineage: Eukaryota; Viridiplantae; Streptophyta; Magnoliopsida; Rosales; Cannabaceae
Exons: 2
Coding region: 94-441 (115 amino acids)
Source: RefSeq, a predicted model, not a curated record